UAUGCGCAUUGUUUUGAACAGCUUUCGACACUAGCCUUACAGCUGAGAAAACAAUGGAUGAAGACGCCGGGACUGGUGGAUCUUCCUCACGGGCGGAGAAGAAGGCGCUGCAAAGAGCCAAGAUCCUGCAACGGGAAAGCGAGCAGGGCAUAUUUAAACUGGUGGCGAGGAUCCUGAAGAAAGCGGAGGCCGAGCGGUCAGAGGAGGAGGCCGCGGCGCUGCUGCGGCACCGGGACACCGUGGAGGAGCUGUGCCGGAGACAGGUCCGCAGAAAUGUGCUCAAGAGGAAGCAGGAGGAGGUGUUUGAUGACGCAGAAGAGCUGAAGAAUAAAGUCAGUCAGCUGGCUGAGGCGGUCAAACAUGCACAACACCUGGUGGUUUACACUGGAGCCGGCAUCAGCACGGCAGCGUCUAUCCCAGAUUACAGGGGUCCUAAUGGGGUGUGGACACAGCUGCAGAAGGGACGGGCAGUCAGUGCGUCUGAUCUGAGUAAAGCAGAGCCGACCCUCACACACAUGUGCAUUAGGAUGCUGCAUAAGGAGAAGCUGGUCCAGCAUGUGGUGUCUCAAAACUGUGAUGGACUUCACCUGCGUAGUGGACUUCCUAGACAUGCCCUCUCUGAACUCCAUGGAAACAUGUUUAUUGAGGUGUGCACGUCCUGUUCCCCGGCCAGGGAGUACGUGCGCUCGUUUGAUGUGACGGAGCGGACGUCGCUGCACCGCCACGGGACGGGACGCAGCUGCACCCACUGCGGUGGUGAGCUCAGAGACACCAUCGUGCACUUCGGGGAGCGUGGGACCCUGGAGCAGCCUCUGAACUGGAAGGGAGCUGCCGAGGCCGCCAAGAUGGCAGAUGUCAUCCUCUGCUUGGGCUCCAGUCUGAAGGUGCUGAAGAAAUAUGCCUGUUUGUGGUGCAUGAACCGACCAGUAAGCAAAAGACCCAAACUCUACAUCAUCAACUUACAGUGGACGCCAAAAGACGACCUAGCCACGCUGAAGAUUCAUGGCAAGUGUGAUGACGUCAUGAGACUGCUAAUGGAAGAGCUGAACAUGCAGAUUCCUGAUUAUGACAAGGCAGAGGACCCAAUCUUCAGCCUUGCCACACCUCUGCGGCCAGAAGAGGAGAGCAGCCACACGCGUGAAGUCAUAGCGCCCCCUGCUGGACAGGAGGACCACUCGCCCGACACCCAGGGACAGACUGAGGCCACCGCUGUGCAGGGCGGCUGGUUCGGACGAGGCUACUCUAAAGGAAGGAAGAAGAAGCAGAAAAAGAAAAACGCUGCGUAAUGGAAGGCACCAGACUGCACUCGCUGCAGUCGUGUAGGAUGCAGUAACCAGUGAUCAGGGUCAUUUGAGGAUCCUCAUAUCAGUUUGAGUCCUGAUGACUUGGACUGUCAUGUCGUGUGUUCAUUCAGAUUUCGAAUUUGAAGCCCUCUUUGAGCCUGGAUCAGCCAAACAGUAUAAUCUGUACCGGUGGAUGAUGGGAUGCUUUAGACACCAAUCUAGGACCACCUUACCUCUUUUUAAGGAUUAUAUUUGGCAAGGAAAAUGCAAAAUUAACAGAUGAUCAUUGUCAAUGUAAAGGGACUUACUUUAUACAACAUGACUCUAAUGAUUUAGGUCAGAGGUAGUCAAGAGAUUUGAGAGCAUUUUGUAGAUAUAUUGCUCAAAGUAAAUAUUUUUUACAGAUUUUUUCCUUUACAGAUGGUUUAUAAUUUGUUUUGUAUUGUUGAUUGCACCUUACUCAACAAAGUUUGCAGUCAGUAUAGUUUGACAUGAGGAAAUAAUGUUAAUUUGAAAGUUAUUUCGGUUGUUUUAAGAGUAUUCCUGAAAUCGUGAUAGACGUUCACCCUGCUGCUAUCGUCCUCAGGUUUGCAGUAAUAUAGCGAGUACCUUGGUUUACUGAACUUGCUCUUUUUUUUUUAUUGUGUUUAUAUUUUUAGCUUAACUUUUCUGGAGGCAUCACCAACUCCUUUUGUUACACAAAUUAUGAAGGAAACUUGACUUUGACUUUGAUUGUGGUUAGUUGUUGUUUUUUGCAGUUGGUGAUAAUGAAUCUGCCAAAUGACUACAUAGACAUCUCUAAUAGUUAAUCUCAGGAUGAUGCAGUAGUAUUAUCAGUCACAAUCCACACCAUAAACAAAAGAUGGGGGGUCAAGGAAGUCUAGACUAAUCAUGUUGAGCCUAGUUGCCAGCAUUCCUAAAUCUCCCAUGGUGCUUAAACAGGAUUUAAAAGACUACUUUGUAUUUUGAGGGGGGAAAAAAACAGUAUUUGUGAAACAAUAAAAUGUUCCAGUAUGUCUGUUAGUAUAACCUGUCUGAAGUUCACUGCCUGUUGCUUUGUCCUGCUGGAUUAAAACAAAAUGUGGUAU
Messenger RNA from Myripristis murdjan (pinecone soldierfish), 2371 nucleotides. RefSeq names its product sirtuin 7 (gene sirt7). Bases 54 to 1286 code for a protein of 410 amino acids. Gene Ontology annotation, cellular component: nucleus; chromatin. Lineage: Eukaryota; Metazoa; Chordata; Actinopteri; Holocentriformes; Holocentridae. The record is from RefSeq and is a predicted model, not a curated record. Gene Ontology annotation, molecular function: NAD+ binding; histone H3K18 deacetylase activity, NAD-dependent. The transcript is spliced from 10 exons.